Xenopus tropicalis (tropical clawed frog) is the source of this 8925-nucleotide messenger RNA. RefSeq names its product mediator complex subunit 12 (gene med12). The transcript is spliced from 43 exons. Lineage: Eukaryota; Metazoa; Chordata; Amphibia; Anura; Pipidae. The coding region runs from base 332 to 6997 and encodes 2221 amino acids. Gene Ontology annotation, cellular component: mediator complex; nucleus. Gene Ontology annotation, molecular function: transcription coregulator activity; beta-catenin binding. The record is from RefSeq and is a predicted model, not a curated record. Gene Ontology annotation, biological process: regulation of transcription by RNA polymerase II.
CAAGGAGCACACACAAAAAGGCACUGGACUGGCAAUGUUAUCUCUAGGCAUGCCUGAAAUGGGCAUGUUUCUUUUUUUCUGACGUUUCUUAGAUACAAAAUAGAGUUCAAGUCAGCCUGAAGCGUACAGGUUAGUAAAUAAAACACAAUAGAAUGCUACGAAUGCGACCCCUUGUGGUAAAACUGGGUACGGGCAACAGAGUUUCCCUUUAAAAAGCGCUUGUCUUGACCAGGGAUGGGAGGUUUUCUUCUAGUGAACAUAUCCAGUACCUAUAAUAUUACAUUCAGCAGCCAACCAUUCAAGACAUAAGACGGCCGUGACAAGCACAAACAUGGCCGCCCUGGCCUCACUGCUCUCAGUAUCACGUGACCAGGCGCGCCCGCAGCGCUCUGUGUUUGUGCCCAGACCUGUUGGUUCCAUCCGACGUCAUGUCGUGCGCGCCGCCGAGCAAGGAAGGAAGAUGGCGGCCUUCGGGAUCCUGAGCUACGAGCACCGGCCGCUGAAAAGACCCCGUCUUGGACCCCCAGACGUGUACCCUCAAGACGCCAAACAGAAGGAGGAUGAACUUACAGCUUUGAAUGUGAAACAAGGAUUUAACAAUCAGCCAGCUGUGUCGGCAGAUGAACAUGGCAGUGCUAAAAAUGUCAACUUUAACCCUGCCAAGAUCAGCUCUAACUUCAGCAGUAUCAUGUCAGAGAAGCUGCGUUGCAACACUUUGCCAGACACUGGCCGCAGGAAACCACAGGUCAAUCAAAAGGACAAUUUCAUGCUGGUCACUGUUCGCACUCAGAGUUCAAUCAACACCUGGUUCUCGGACUUGGCUGGUACCAAGCCCCUCACACACCUCGCAAAAAAAGUACCCAUAUUUGGAAAGAAGGAAGAAGUCUUCGGCUUUCUAGCUCGUUUCUCAGUGCCUGUGAUGAGGGCUGCCUGGCUCAUUAAGAUGACCUGUGCAUAUUAUGCAGCCAUUACAGAAACCAAAGUGAAAAAGAGGCAUGUCAUGGAUCCCAUCAUAGAGUGGACACAAAUUAUCACCCGGUAUCUGUGGGAGCAGCUGCAGAAGAUUGCAGACUAUUACCGUCCAGCCCUUGGGGGCUGUUCCUCUCCUUCAGGUCCUAUGCCACCAGAGGUGGAAGUGGCUCUAAAACAGUGGGAAUACAAUGAGAAACUGGCUUUGUUUAUGUUCCAGGACGGAAUGUUGGAUCGGCACGAGUUUCUCACAUGGGUCCUGGAAUGUUUUGAGAAGAUUCGUCAGGGAGAAGAUGAGCUUUUGAAACUAUUACUCCCACUUCUUCUGCGGUAUUCCAAUUCCCUGGUUCAGUCUGCUUACCUCUCCCGGCGUCUGGCCUAUUUCUGCACAAGGAGACUAGCACAGCUGUUGGAGGGCAGUGGGAGCCACCCAGGACACCUAAUGACAGCACAGACAGGCACAGCUUUGCCUCCAGCACCUGCACCACCACCUCCUUCUGGAUCAGCACCUUCCUCACCUUUCAGUGACCUUCUGCAGUGCCCACAGCAUAGACCUCUUGUGUUUGGGCUAAGCUGCAUGCUGCAGAGUAUUGUCCUUUGCUGUCCUAGUGCUCUUGUGUGGCAUUACUCUUUAACUGAUAACCGAAUAAAAACUGGGUCACCUCUGGACCACCUUCCCAUUGCGCCCUCCAGUUUGCCUAUGCCUGGAGGCAGUUCUGCCUUCACACAGCAGGUGCGUAGAAAACUGCGGGACAUGGAGCAGCAGAUAAAAGAGCGAGGGAGAUCAGUAGAGGUCAGGUGGUCAUUUGAUAAAUGUCAGGAGGCCACUGCAGGUUUUCCUAUUGGGCGGGUCCUUCAUACUCUGGAAGUUCUAGACAGUCACAGCUUUGAGAAAUCGGACUUCAGCAACAACCUGGACUCUUUGUAUAACAGAAUAUUUGGACUUGGCCUAGGCAAAGAUGGGCAUGAGAUAUCACCUGAUGAUGAUGCAGUAGUCACGCUUCUCUGUGAGUGGGCUGUCAGCUGUAAACGUUAUGGUCACCACCGAGCACUGGUGGUGGCAAAGUUACUGGAGAAGCGGCAGGCAGAGAUUGAAGCCGAGCGAUGUGGAGACUCAGAGGCAGUUGAUGAAAAGGGAUCUGUAUCUUCUGGGUCUUUGUCUGCUCUGAGUGCACCUCCUGUGUUCCAAGAAGUCCUGCUUCAGUUCCUUGAUACACAGGCCCCUAUGCUAACGGACCCGGCUAAUGAGAGCGAACGUGUGGAAUUCUAUAAUCUGGUGCUGCUAUUUUGUGAACUAAUUCGACAUGAUGUUUUUUCACACAACAUGUACAUGUGCACACUUAUAUCCCGUGGAGACUUAGGGAUCGACCCACAUGCACCCCGACCCCGCUCCCCAUAUGAGGACCCUUCUGAUGACACUGACCGCAAAGAAGGAGAGGCCAAUAGCAGCAUAAAAUUAGAGGAUACCACUCUCUCGGAAACCAUGGAUAUUGAUCAUGGCUCUGGGGCUUUAUUCGAGGACAUGGAGAAAAGUGAAUUUCCGAUGUUUUCACCUGCCAUGCGCUGUGAGGGGCGAAGUCCUGGUCCUGAAGAUGGGGACCGAGAUAUCCGCCGCACAGUGAAAGGUUUGAAUGGGGAGGGACCUCUUUCCGCACUGUAUGAUCAACCGCGACAUAUACAAUAUGCCACACAUUUCCCUAUCCCACAGGAGGAGUCGUGCAGCCAUGAAUGUAAUCAGAGGCUUGUUGUUCUUUAUGGGGUGGGAAGGCAAAGAGAUGAUGCCCGUCACAUAAUCAAGAGGAUUACACGUGAUAUCCUGAAGGUGCUAAAUCGCAAAAGCACCUCUGAAACAGGUAAGGUGGUGGUCAUGGGGAAGGUCAAACAGAUUGAGAAGCAAGUAAAUGUACCAAAACUGACUCUUUCUCCUUGUGGAACAGAUGAGGGGCAGCGCAGACGCAGGGCAAAGCCUGAAGCAUUUCCCACUGCAGAGGAGAUUUUUUGCCGCUUUCAGCAACUUUCACAUUUUGAUCAGCACCAAGUCACUGCACAGGUAUCACGGAAUGUGUUGGAACAAAUCACAAGCUUUGCUCUUGGUCUCUCCUAUCACCUGCCCUUGGUACAACAUAUCCAGUUUAUCUUCGACUUGAUGGAAUAUUCUUUAAACAUUAGUGGUCUCAUUGACUUUGCUAUUCAGCUGCUGAAUGAGCUCAGCGUGGUAGAGGCUGAGCUCCUGCUGAAAUCUUCUAGUCUGGUUGGCAGUUACACCAUGGGUCUGUGUUUGUGCAUUGUUGCUGUUCUGCGUCAUUAUCACACUUGCCUGAUCCUCAACCAGGAGCAGACUGCUCAGGUGUUCGAAGGGUUGUGUGGAGUGGUGAAGCAUGGAAUGAAUCGUUCAGAUGGCUCAUCUGCGGAGCGAUGCAUCCUGGCAUAUCUCUAUGAUUUGUACACAUCAUGUAGCCACUUAAAGAGCAAAUUUGGGGAGCUUUUCAGUGACUUCUGCUCAAAGGUGAAGAAUACAAUUUAUUGUAAUGUUGAGCCAUCAGACUCCAACAUGCUGUGGGAACAAGAGUUUAUGCUAGACACCAUCAUUAACCCAUCCGGACAUAGUGUUAACUGUGGAAUGCUGGGAAAGUUGCUGAGUGACUCCCCAACCAACCGCUAUAGUUUUGUGUGCAAUGCACUUGUCCAUGUGUGUGCGGGAGACCACGAUACAGACAGGGUAAAUGACAUUGCCAUUUUGUGCGCUGAACUGACUGGAUCCUGCAAAGCCCUGAGCUCCGAGUGGCUGGGAGUCCUAAAAGCCCUCUGCUGUUCAUCCAACAAUGGCACAUGUGGCUUCAAUGAUCUGCUCUGCAAUGUGGAUGUUAGUGAUCUCUCUUUCCACGAUUCUCUUGCCACCUUUGUUGCAAUCUUAGUUGCUCGCCAGUGUCUCCUUUUGGAAGAUCUGAUUCGCUGUGCUGCUAUCCCAUCCUUGCUAAAUGCUGCUUGCAGUGAGCAGGACUCAGAGGCCGGGGCUCGUCUCACCUGCCGAAUUUUACUCCAUCUCUUCAAAACCCCACAGCUGAACCCUUGUGAACCUGAUGGUAGUAAACCAACUGUUGGAAUCCGUUCAUCUUGUGACCGCCACCUUCUGGCAGCAUCUCAGAAUCGUAUCGUGGAUGGGGCUGUGUUUGCUGUGCUGAAAGCUGUGUUUGUUUUAGGUGAUGCAGAGCUGAGGGGCUCAGGAUUCUCACAUCCCACUGGCACUGAUAAUGCUUCAGAGGAAGAUAUAGCUACCAGGAGAGCAGGGGGUCGGCCAGUAUCAAUUGAAACAGCCAGUUUGGAUGAAUAUGCAAAAUAUGUUCUACGCAGCAUAUGCCAGCAAGAAUGGGUUGGAGAGCGCUGUGUGCGUUCCCUGUGCGAGGACUCUAAUGAUCUACAGGACCCUGUUCUGAGCAGUGCUCAGGCUCAGCGCCUCAUGCAGCUUAUCUGUUACCCACACAGACUGAAUGAUACCGAGCAGGGAGAUAAUCCACAGAGGCAGCGAAUCAAACACAUCUUGCAGAACCUGGAUCAGUGGACAAUGCGUCAGUCAGCACUGGAAUUGCAGCUAAUGAUUAAACAGACACCAAGCAAUGAAAUGAAUUCUUUAUUAGAAAAUAUUGCUAAAGCCACAAUUGAAGUAUUCCAGCAAUCGGCCGAGAAUGCCUGCGCAGCCCCCGCCAAUAGUGCUGCCCUGAGCAAUGCUACCUCCAGCAACGCUCCUCCCAACAGCAAGACAAAACCAGUACUCAGUUCUUUAGAGCGGUCUGGGGCUUGGCUUGUGGCCCCUCUCAUUGCAAAGCUGCCUACAUCAGUUCAAGGUCAUGUGCUAAAAGCAGCAGGGGAGGAGCUAGAGAAGGGCCAACACCUAGGAUCUUCUUCUCGCAAGGAACGUGACCGUCAGAAGCAGAAAAGUAUGUCCUUGCUAAGUCAGCAGCCAUUUUUGUCACUGGUAUUGACCUGCCUAAAGGGACAGGAUGAGCAGCGGGAGGGGCUUCUGACAUCACUCUAUGGCCAGGUGCAACAGAUUGUUAGCAACUGGCGGGAAGAUCAGUAUCAGGACGACUGCAAAACUCCUCAGCUGCUGCAUGAUGUAUUGAAACUGAGGCUUAACCUGGUUGGUGGGAUGUUUGAUACAGUUCAGCGCAGCACUCAGCAAACCACUGAAUGGGCUGUUCUUCUGCUGGACAUUAUCAGCAGUGGUACAGUGGAUAUGCAGUCAAACAACGAGCUCUUCACGACUGUCCUAGACAUGCUCAGUGUUCUGAUCAACGGAACUCUGGCAGCUGAUAUGUCCAGUAUAUCUCAGGGGAGCAUGGAAGAGAAUAAAAGGGCAUACAUGAACUUAGUAAAGAAACUGCGGAAAGAGCUGGGUGAUCGUCAGUCUGAGAGUCUAGAAAAGGUUCGUCAGCUCCUUCCUCUCCCCAAGCAGACUCGGGAUGUAAUAACUUGCGAGCCACAGGGAUCUCUUAUUGAUACCAAAGGCAACAAGAUUGCAGGUUUUGAUUCUAUUUUCAAAAAGGAGGGUCUUCAGGUUUCCACCAAACAGAAGAUCUCCCCUUGGGAUCUGUUUGAGGGGAUAAAACAGUCUGCUCCUCUUUCUUGGGGCUGGUUUGGUACUGUACGUGUGGACAGACGUGUGUCUCGCAUGGAGGAGCAACAACGUUUGCUCUUGUAUCACACCCACUUGAAACCAAAGCCUCGUAGUUACUACCUAGAGAACCUUCCUCUUCCACCUGAGGAUGAAGAACCUCCUACUCCUACAAGUACCGAGCCUGACAAAAAGCUCAGCGAGGCUCUUAAGGUGGACAAAAGUGGAGUGGGUGGCACCACUAACACUGAUGACAGGAAGAAGCCAAGCAAGCCCAAAAGAGAGAAAAAGAGGAACAUGGCACCCAGCAAAGUAGAGGAAUUUCCACUUGGUCCUGGCCGCCCGGGCCCUUAUGGAAUGGUCCCCACUGAUCUUCUGCAUACCCAGGCUGCUGGAAUGUCCCGUUUACCUUAUGCAACCCAGAACAUGUAUGCUCAGAACCAACCACUACCACCAGGUGGUCCGCGUCUAGAUAACUCAUACAGACCUACGCGGAUGGCUAUGGUAAAGGUUCCUGCCCGACCUCAGUAUGUCAGUGGAGUCCCUCAAGCUGGGAUGAUGGACUCAUACAAGCCUGUGAUGUACAGACCACAGCCGCCAAUUCCUCAGGGGCAACUAUUAAGACAGCAGCUGCAGGCUAAGUUGGCACAAGGAAUGAUGCCGCAGCCUGUACGGCAGAUGAGUCAAACUCCUUCAUAUGGCUCUAUGCAGCCUCAGGGUUACACAUCAUAUGGCUCUCAUAUGACCUUGCAGCAACACCCUCCUCCAUCCCAGGCUGGUGCUUUGGUGCCCCCACCAUACAGUACUCAGCAAUACCCUGGAUCUCUUCCCCCUUCUGGUGGGGCUCUUCUUGAUCCAGUGCGCCAGAUGCAGCAGAGACCCAGCGGCUAUGUGCACCAGCAAGCCUCUGGUUUCAGUCACAGUGCUUCAGCUGGACAAAGAUUCCCGCACCAGCAGAUAACUCAGACAGGCAUGAUGCCAAGCAUGGGUCACCUUACUACACAGCCAGUAACAGGUGCAAUUCGGCCUCAGCUGUUACCUGAACAGCAGCAACAACAACAGCAGCAGCAGUAUUUAAGACAGCAACAGAUAUUAAGGCAACAACAGCAGCAACAACAACAACAACAACAGCAGCAGCAGCAGCAACAGCAGCAGCAGCAACAGCAGCAGCAGAAUCAGGCACCACCUCAGCAACAAGCCCCUCCACAACCACCUCCCCAGCAGGUCCCCACAGUCCCACAGCCACAAACGCAAGGACAGCCACCAGGGCUUGGCAUGCAGACACUGCAAUUUCAGAGACAGGGUUUACAGCAGACCCAGCAACAACAGCAAACGGCAGCUCUGGUCCGCCAGCUCCAGCAGCAACUGUCCAGCACACAGCCACAACAAAACUCCAAUCCGUUUGGCCGCUACUGAAAGGUCGUUCCUCCCUGUGAUUUUGUACCUCUUUUGGAUGAAUUCUCUCGGCUCUCUCCAGAUUGAUGAGACAGAAAGGCAGCACUUUAGAAGAUUUUAUUUAAUUCAAGGAGCGGAAUGCGUUUCUGGUUCCUGUUAGAAGUGAUCGGUGUUACCAGAUUUUCUGUGACGUAAAAAAAAAAAGGAAUUAAUUGUGGAUCUGAAUAUUGCAUAUGUCCAAGUCACAGAACGAGGGACGUGUAUAUCUUGUAUCCUCCCCCCUAGUGAAUUAUGGGGGUUCUUAUGUCUUGUGAACAUUUAUCUUUUAAAAUGUUUUUAAUAUUUUGUUAACCAAAUGAUUAAAUUGUCAUUUUGUAAAGUAUUUAUAUGACUGUGCAAUCUCAGCUAUCAAACAGAUACCUCUGAGGGCUGAAUCUGAUCUCUGACCAUGUCUAGUAUGUACUGAGUGAUUUGUGCCAGCAGGUGGUAUCUGGUCCUACUGUGGCUAGCAGAAACCUUUACUGCAAAAGAAAGCCAUAGGCUUUUACAAUGUUACAUUUGGCGUUUUCUCAUCAUGUGACUGACUUGUGCAUUCUGUAUAUGAGUGACACUUUCUUGCCAGCUACAGAUUGCAACUGCACUUCUAGUCAUUCCUCAUACACUAUAGUGUGUAGUAUACCUCUGUCUUAUACACCCAGAACAUGAGGUUUUUUUCUUAUAGGUCAGGUGUGAUAACGCUCCAUGUGUAUCUGUAGUGUGCACUGGUCUCUGUGCGGUACUCACAAGUCUAGAGUAUCACAGACAUAAGCUUUAGAUUUCAGUUUGAGGUCUGUGUACAGAUGUAUUCUGUGUGUAAUUCAGUGUUGCAACUGCAUAAAGAAAAAAUGCCGACAUCAUAACUGGACUGUGGACAAUACAAACAGUAAAGCUGUGUUUUUUAGAUUCAAGUACUCGUUUGAGGACCAGCAUCAGGCCAAGGCCUCCUUAGCUCAUCAUGAGGUUAAAGAUGAAUAGGAACAUUCAUUUUUCCAGUCUCCUUGAUGGGGUAUCCAAGCAGAUAAAUAAGCCUUUACUCCAAAUCUCACCUUAAAGGAGAAGAAAAGGUUAAAUCACUGGGGGGAGGGGGUGGGGAAUCAAUAGGCACCCUCCAGGGAUUAUAAAAUCAUAACCCCAGCCCCCAGGGCUCCUGCUAGUAGUUUUGAGUGAGCACCACUGAGUGAUUGCAUUCCACUUCUUCAGUGGCCCCGGGCUGGCACUGCCCAGUACUGUAAAAAACAAAAAACCGCUUUUUGCUUACAGUUAGGCUUUAGCCUGACCAGAGAGAAGAGGGAUAAAUAUCGCUCUGUGGUGCAUGCUCAGAAGUACCCUGGGCUGGUGCAGCUUUCUUCUAACAGGAGGCACCAACCUGGGGUAUCAGGUAAGUGGUUAUAAUAACCCCCCCCCCUCCCUGGGAUUAAACUGGCCUUCAUCCUGGACUUUCAAGUCUUUCUAAAAUGGCAAAUAAGCACUGACCAUAAAUCCUAGCCAUACUAGCCUUCAGGCUGGGCCUCCUGUUAUGUUUCCAGCCCCCAGUUUGGAUUUAUAUGCACAAAAUUAAUCUCCAGUUAGAAAUUACUUUGUCCUGAGAGCCCAGUAUUACUGCUCUAAUGUAGAUGUUUGGUUUGCUAUCCAAAAGACCUUGCUAUUGUGUCCUUGUACCUGAGACCCAUUAACAUGCUAUUGCCCUCAAGGUUAAUUUUCUGUUGCUUUCCAUCAUCAUCCUUGUUCAAACUCGCAAUAACAAUGCAGUCAUUGUGUCCAUUCCAAUGCCAUUCUGCCAUAACCUCUUUCACCAACAUAUAUUAAUUGGCCUUCUGUUACUGUGUACCAUGCAGCAUCAUUAUAUGUCAAGCUAAUAUUUUGCUUUAUGCAGUCAUUUCUCAGGAGCAAUAAAGGAAACAUAUCUCAGG